AUGGCUGAAUCCCGGUACUUCCAUUCCCAACGGUCGCGGUAUCGCCAUACUGCAUUGGUUGGUCUGACAGAGACGGAGCUGGAUCAGAGCUUAGGUUGUCCAGGGGGCUUACGCUAUUUGAGAAAGGUACCUGCGAGACCCACCAGUGAUGGCCCAGAUUGGAAGUAUCUUUCCGACAAGGCCUGGAAAGGAAGGAAGGAACAUGAAGCUCAAGUGGGUCCCACGGGACUUCACCAACGUCAGCCUACUGGUCCGGACCGCGUGACCAGGGUAUACCGUGCAGACUGUGCGCUUCUUAGGAAUCAACUUGUCACGGAAGAGAGAAGACAGAUACUUCACACACAUCACAGAGUUACAUUCCCAACAGCCUCCUCCCCCGGCGAGUCAUCGCUGGCAUCCUCUCGUACCAGGCUUUUCCCAGCACGUCAAGGCACUUUUGGUCAAUCAUCGAUGAUGUGCGCGGCACCCACCCCUCGGCCCUCUCUCUGCCCGCUGCACGAUGGCUCUGACAGGAGACACCUCGUUCCCGAACCGGCCCAGUACUUUGCUACGUUUCCGAAAACAAAGGGGGCCGAAGAAAUUCAAAUCAUCAAGUGGCACCUGCUCAAGCCUCGAGGGACUCAGUACCCUGACACGUCUUGGUCUACGGAUACCUACACAGGAGAAGCAUUCCUGGAGAACCCCAGCAGAAGCAUUCGAAACAUGGGGGCGGCGACAGUGCUCGACUACAUACAUGUCGCUGCAGAACUUCUCAAAGCGCCAACACGGGCGCGGCUAUCCGCUAAGCCCAUCCCCAAUAGGCAAACCGACUUCAUGGAACACCUUGAAUCCGUCAAAGGAACGCCCUGA
Molecule: messenger RNA, 849 nt
Organism: Colletotrichum godetiae
Lineage: Eukaryota; Fungi; Ascomycota; Sordariomycetes; Glomerellales; Glomerellaceae
Exons: 3
Coding region: 1-849 (282 amino acids)
Source: RefSeq, a predicted model, not a curated record